Anopheles bellator is the source of this 681-nucleotide messenger RNA. RefSeq lists its product as uncharacterized. The transcript has 2 exons. Lineage: Eukaryota; Metazoa; Arthropoda; Insecta; Diptera; Culicidae. The coding region runs from base 1 to 681 and encodes 226 amino acids. The record is from RefSeq and is a predicted model, not a curated record.
AUGGCCGUGACGAUGAGUGACAAAGUUCCGCCGUUGAACUUCCUCGGCAGCCAAAGAGAAAAGGUAUUUUUGGAGUGCGGUGGCCACGUUUACUCGGUACCGGUGGACGAUGUGAAAAAUUUGCCGCUUUUGGAUUCCUAUUCGAAGUCUUACUAUGCUCUGGGGGACAAUUUCGCGCACUUCGAUCCCCAAAGGAGCAAAUCUGAGGAGGGUCACGAAACGAUGUUGAACAUAAAACGCGUCGCUUCCGAAACGAAUUGCAGUGACGUUAGCAGCACAUCGGAUGCGGUGACUUCCGCAGCUGAGAGUCCACCCUUGGUACGGUGCUGCGCAUCGAGGGGUUUGGCCGAGGCGAAGGAAGAGGCAACACGUUUGAUAGAUGAGUUGAUUCUUAAAAUCGAACUAAAUUGGUUCCGUGAGAAAUUGAAGGACGACGCCAUACAGGACACGGAAAACCCCACAGUCGACGAGGUGGUAGUGGAGCAGAAAGUUUCGGCAGUGGUAACGACAAAUCCUGUCCAUCCGGACGGUGACUAUAACAAUAGGGACUAUAGGGUUCAAAAUCUGGAAAUAUUGAAAUCGAAAUCGUUCAGGGAAAGUAAAAGCCAGACGCGGAUGGGAUUGCUGGAAAAGAUGCGUACCCUGGUCGAGAGGUUGAAAGAUCUGGAAAAAUUGGAAUAG